GGAGGCAGCAGCAGCAGCAGCGCUCAGUCAACAGAGAGCAGCUGAGCACGUUGGAGCUCCGGACUCUUCUUGAGCAGCAACAAUUUAAAGUACCUGGCUACAAGAAUGAACUCUGACUCCGUUGUCAUCGUGUCCGCUGCUCGGACUCCCAUCGGCUGCCUGAAUGGUGCUCUGUCCACGGUGCCGCUGCAGGACUUGGCUUCAGCUGUAAUAAAAGAGGUGCUGCAGCGAGCUGCGGUGAAGCCGGAUGAGGUCUCGGAGGUCAUCAUGGGUCACGUGCUGACCGCAGGUCAAGGGCAGAACCCGGCCCGCCAGGCCAGCGUCAGGGCUGGGAUCCCCUACCGGGUGCCCGCCUGGAGCUGCCAGAUGGUGUGUGGGUCGGGACUGAAGGCCGUGUGCCUGGGCGCUCAGUCCAUCCAGAUGGGAGAGGCGAGUGUCGUGGUGGCUGGUGGUAUGGAGAGCAUGAGCAGGGCUCCUCACACCGUCCACAUGAGGUCGGGGGUGAGGAUGGGUGACGCCCCCCUUCAGGACUCCAUGGUGGCUGACGGUCUGACGGACGCCUUCCACGGCUACCACAUGGGCAUCACAGCUGAGAACGUGGCAAAGCAGUGGGGCAUCGGCCGAGAGGAGCAGGACUCGUUCGCGGUCCGGUCUCAGAACAAGGCAGAGGCGGCUCAGAAAGCCGGCCACUUCGACCCAGAGAUUGUUCCGGUGAUGGUUCAGUCGAGAAAAGGUGCGGUGGAGGUGAAGGUGGAUGAGUUUCCUCGUCACGGCAGCACAGUGGAUGCCAUGUCUAAACUCCGACCCUGCUUCAUCAAGGACAGCAGCGGCACCGUCACCCCCGGCAACGCCUCAGGAGUGAACGAUGGCGCGGCCGCGACCGUCCUCAUGAGUCUGGCCGAGGCAGAGAGGAGAGGAGUGAAACCCAUGGCCCGCAUCGUGUGCUGGGCACAGGCUGGUCUGGACCCCUCCAUCAUGGGCACCGGACCAAUACCUGCUAUCAGGAAAGCGGUUGAGAAAGCCGGGUGGACCUUGGACCAGGUGGAUUUGUUCGAGAUCAACGAAGCUUUUGCCGUGCAGUCCAUCGCUGUGGUCAGAGAACUUGGUUUAAAAGAAGAAAAGGUGAACGUGAACGGCGGCGCCAUCUCUCUGGGGCAUCCCAUCGGCAUGUCCGGCUGCAGAAUACUUGUCACACUGCUGCACUCGCUGCAGAGAAGCGGCGGCAGGAAGGGCGUGGCGUCGCUGUGCAUCGGUGGAGGGAUGGGCAUCGCCAUGUGUGUGGAGACCAUUUAGAACCAGAAAAACGACUUCAUGCUUUGUCCUGAAGAAGGGAAACUGGGUGUGGGGGAACGGAGCCAGCACUGUGAACUUCAUCAGCUGCUCUCAGGGUUUGCACUUCUCGAGACUUCAGUGGGGAUCUUGGCUGCCAUUUUGGAUCAUCCUAGUGCAUUUGACUACAUUCCACUGCCCUGGACUUCAUGUGAGCUCCUUCUGCAUCAGCUGUGUGCCAUGAACACUCAGCCUUAUAUGCUACUGUAGAGCUUCCUGUACUGGUGUGAGGACUAACAUGCGAAUUAAAAGAUGUCAAGCCUAGUCAUUGACCACAGGAGGUUUAUUGUCAUCAAGUGUCCAAAAUCAGUUACAGCCCCUCAGACGAAGGGGUGGGGGGGGAGUAAACAAGCAACAGCUGGUUCUAGUGCUACAGCCAC
This is a messenger RNA of Synchiropus splendidus (mandarinfish), 1709 nucleotides long. It is a transcript of the gene acat2, whose product is annotated as acetyl-CoA acetyltransferase 2. Gene Ontology annotation, biological process: fatty acid beta-oxidation. The record is from RefSeq and is a predicted model, not a curated record. The transcript is spliced from 9 exons. Lineage: Eukaryota; Metazoa; Chordata; Actinopteri; Syngnathiformes; Callionymidae. Gene Ontology annotation, molecular function: acetyl-CoA C-acetyltransferase activity. Bases 106 to 1293 code for a protein of 395 amino acids.